AGACCGGCUCUUCAAACACCCAGUCUCCGGAGAGUCUCUCACCUGACCAGUUUCGCCAGCGUGACCAGCCGUGCACGUCGUCGUCAGCUGCCGCAGUGCGUCUCACCACACACAACACGAACCACCGAGUUUGACCACGUUUAACCGCGUCCGCCUUUCGUAUAUUAUAUACCUAAACUUGUGAUAACGCGAUACUAUACUUAUACACCUACUGCUCUUAUUUCAUCGAACGUGUUGCGCGUUUAUUCAUUUUUUUAACCCGUUUGAAAAGUCCGAUUAUCCACACGGACGUUCCACCGCGGUUUUUCGUCGCGACGUUAUAGUUUCCGGCCGCCGCCUACACCGAGUGUUCCGGCUGAACUCCGGAUAUCCGGAGUGUUAUGCGCGACGCGACAUGAACAGAUACUACGAGGCGUACCCGAAAAGCGGCGGAACCAUGCUGACCCUGCCACCGCCACCGCUGUCCGACCCGUCGGCUACGUGGAACUCGUACAGCUCGGAACCGGUCAAAGGGCUCGGCAACCGGAUCAAGCCGGACAGGAACCGUCAAGCGGUUAACGUGCAGAAGUUGCAGUGGCGUAACUCCAACUGGGUGGAUGGAUUCCCGGAGCUGGUGGGCUCGAUGACCAUUGCGGACGUCAGCCCGAGGUUCGCGGUUAAGCGCAUCCUGCUGCUGUACGAGAACGCCCAGUACAGGGAGGCGGCGAAUUUCGUGAACCGGCUCAGCCACAAUACGUUCAAGGCGAUCCUCGACCAGCUGCCAAUCGACCUGUUCGUCGAGGCCAUGCCGCACAGCCUGUCCAUACUGGAGGCUCUCUAUGCCAAGGUAUUUCUGUCGUCCGACUGCGGCGUCAAGGUGCUUCGGCCCGACCACGUGCUCAUGCGACUGGUCAAGCUGUUCACCGGCACCGCAGCGGGUGGCGCUGAUCGGUGGCUGGGCAGCACGCGCAAGCUGCUCAAGGUGAUCGUGCUGUCCGAGCCCAAGCUCCGGAAGGCACUGCAGGUGCGCCGCAGGGCGCUUGACAAGGCGGUCGAGGGCCUCGGCCAGCACGGGCUGGUGGGCACCAGUGACGAGACGCUCACCAACCUGCACGACGCGCUCAAGGUGGAGUUCCAGAAGCUGGUGGACACGUACAAGGCGGCUCUUCUCAAGCUGGAAGAGCUCAGCUUGUCCGGCAAGCGGGACGGCGUGAGCAAGGGCCCAGCGCCGGUGCAGGCGUCGCACCAGCGGCAACUGUCCCUGCAGCAGUCCGACAUCCAGGAGCGGCUCAUCAAGAACAAGACGCUGCUGAACGUCGUCGAACCCGUACUGGAGAACAAAUCGAUGGCCAUACUAUUGACCAUACUCAAGCGACGGGUCGAGUACGAUAAGGACGCUCUGUUCCAGUUCACUCAGCUCCGUAAGGAGCUCAAAGUCGAAUCUGAACACGUGGUGGCGCCUCUGCUCAUGAGAUACUCGCACGCUUGCGAACAGGUUUUGGAAUUUAUGAAGGAAGUAGCGGAGGACGAAGAUUCCAGCGACAUAUCUGGCUAUCACUCGGAUUCGGACAGUGCCAUAAUGAUGUCGGGGAAUUCACCGUAUGUCACCAAGAGAGCCAGACACAAUUUCAUUUCACGAUCAGUGCGGUCGAGCAGCAACCACAGCACUCGCACUAGAUUAGUAAUGAGCACUGGAUCGAGUUCGGCGAGUCCCCCGGACGGCGGAGAAUCGUCUACGACAGCGACACCGAAUUGGGAAUGGUCAACCGAGAAAUCGAUGAAUACGUUGACCUGUUGUCGUAAGUGUGGACCACCGACUGCUUUGCAAUUGCAGACCGUUAACGAUGAUCGAGAGAAGUUGGCCUUGCAGACGGAGCUCGAAACCACAAAAGCCGAACUAGAAAGGACUAAAGCCAAACUCGAGUCUUUAAACAAGGCUGCUAAACAGGCACAGUCUUCGAAAGAGCUGAGUGGACCUAGGUUGGUCAGAUGCUACGGUAACCUGUAUUCGCAAGCCCGUGUCGAUGCUCUCGAAAAACUAGACGUGUUGCCUCAGCUCGCCGACGCCACGGAACUGAAAUCGAAAAUCCUCUUCUCCGUUGUCGUCUUGGCGUUCAGGUCGACCCAAGCCAUGUUGAACCUGAAAAAAGAACAGGUGAAACGGCUGCUGUUCUAUCCGACGCCGUCCGGUUCGGCACACGUAGAAUUGGAGGCUUCUAUCUGUUCCUAUUUGAGGAGGACAGUAGACACGUUCGAUUUAACCCAGUGCAUCGAGGAAGUGAGCACUCAGCUGUGGGCGACAUUAUACGACUACCCGUGUCUAAAAACGUGUGCUGGACUUCAUCAAUACAUUUGUGACGCAGUACGCUUAGCUUGGGCUCUAGUAAAUCAGACGCCUAGCUUUGUACUGGAAUACGAACAGAGAUCAUUUAAGAGGGACCUGCACGUGAGAUAUCAUUCUUCAGAUUUGGAGAGCAAUCAAGUUCGGACUUACCUGUGGCCUGCACUGCUCGAAGGACAAGCUGGACCGUGUGUACACAAAGCAGUAGUACUUACUUAGAUCAUGCUUUUAUACUUUUUAAGAACAUGUUGUUAAAUUAUUUACUAUAAGUAUGUACAUAUCAUUGAAUGUAUUUAGUUAUUUACAAUCCCCGUUUAUACAUUGCGAAGCUAGUAGUUAUAGUAGUUAAUGUUUUGUGUAAGCCCACAAUAUAUAUUUACUUACAUAUAAUAUAUAUAUUUUUUUAUACGACAUAAUUGUAUAAUUAUACGACUGAGUAGGUAUCUUCUAAACUAGAUUAUGAUUUAACAUUAAAUGUGGCAUAGUGUACUUC
This is a messenger RNA of Myzus persicae (green peach aphid), 2813 nucleotides long. RefSeq lists its product as uncharacterized. NCBI's taxonomy places the organism in Eukaryota, Metazoa, Arthropoda, Insecta, Hemiptera, Aphididae. Gene Ontology annotation, biological process: mitophagy by internal vacuole formation; mitochondrial protein catabolic process. The transcript is spliced from 8 exons. The record is from RefSeq and is a predicted model, not a curated record. Gene Ontology annotation, cellular component: mitochondrial outer membrane. The coding region runs from base 395 to 2539 and encodes 714 amino acids.